ACAAGAUCGCUCUGUGUUCCUGACCUCUGUCUGUGAAAUUACCCUUAUCAUUCCUUUAUUGCGCCUUGCCUCCCCACAUGCUGUUCCUUGGCUCUUAAAACAGCAUGGGUUUGUGUGUUUGCUGUACUUCAACUUGUUGAAUACCAGCACCCUGCCCUCUGCAAAGGAGUGUUCAAGGUUCAGGAAGAUAACGAGAGGUGAGUGGCUGACGCAUAGCUCGUGUUAUGUUACCAGAGGCUCGUAUCAGAUUACGGUAGACAGCAGGUCGGGUGAAACCGCAGCUGCAUUCAGAUCGCUGUGGCUCGAGCAAACCAGGAACUGGGACUAACAAAGGAGUUUUAGAGAAGCUAACAGAGGCUCUUCCUGUUGUUUUUUCAAGACGAGCGUUACCAUGGGUAAGAAGACACAACACGGUCUGCUGCUUUUGCUGUGCUUUUUUGCCGGGCUCGUUCACUAUUCCACUGCCAUUGUGUUUUGGACAGCCAACGUGGAAAUAAGCUAUGUCAGCAGCGACAAUAAGACUGUGGACAAACGUUAUGAUAGGGGGCUGUACGGUCGUAACUCUCUGCUGAAGGAAGCCUCCGGCAUCGUAACGCUUCCCAAGGGAGACCCCACAGGCUGCGGCUCAGAUUCCGUCUACAGCCGCAAUUCCAGCUCACCGCCGUGGAUAGCCCUGGUGAGAAGGGGCAACUGUACCUUCAGCGAGAAGAUCAACGCUGCCAAACAUCAAGGGGCAGACGGCGUGGUGGUGUAUAAUGUGGACGGCGGCACCACUCACAUGUCACACUCCGAGGCAGCUGAUAUUGUGGCCAUCAUGAUUGGCAACGUUCAGGGCAUGGAGGUCGUCAGGUUGCUGAAGAAUGGGACAGAUGUUCACAUGGUUAUUGAAGUAGGCAGCCCCCAUGGACCCUGGAUGGACACCUACUGGCUUUACUUCCUGUCCAUCGCCUUCUUCAUCGUGACAGCGGCCUCCAUCACCUACUUUGUGUUCAUCUCUGCAAAUCGCCUCUACAGUCUCAACAUGCAUAGGCGCGCUGAGAGGAGGCUGAAAUCGGAGGCUAAGAAGGCGAUUGGACGUCUAAAAGUCCGCACGCUCAAGCAAGGGGAUGAGGAAACGACCUCUGAGUUCCACAUGUGCGCCGUGUGUAUUGAAUCCUACAAGGCAGGGGAAGUGGUGACGGUGCUGACAUGCGACCACAUCUUCCAUAAAUCCUGCAUCGAGCCCUGGCUGCUGGAGCGGAGGACCUGCCCCAUGUGUAAGUGCGACAUCCUGAAGGCCCUCGGGGUUGAGGAGGAGGCAAAGGAGGACGUUUCCGGUGAAUCGCCACCAGAUGCCACUGUGAUCACAGUGACAGGAGGGGAAGCCAUGUACGAGGUGCCACUGACUGACCCGGCGAGCCCUGACCCAGAGAGACAUCAGCAUCGCUAUGACAACAGGGCCUUCGAGGGAGACUCGGAGGCUGUGAGGGGAUGAACAACAGCAGCGGAAAACAAAACACCAGCAAACCGGGACACAGUCAGAUUCUCUGUUUGCAAUAAGAUCUGGGACGCUGCACGUUGAACCGGCACAAUGGAAUCUAACUGUAAUUUUCCAAUGGGAGAAGCAAUGUUGAUCUUGUAAUGCGGGCGUGCUAAAAUAGAUUUUCCGCAUAAAAUCCAAGGAUUUAAAAUCCUAAUGGACCUUGUGUGAUUAGCUUGGAUGCCAUUGCAUUUUCUUUGUGUCUGUCUUGGUGCAAGUGUGCAAUUAUUGGAUGCGUUCAUAAAGAUGCCUUUUGAGAUGGUUUGAAUAGAUUCUGAAAACUGAGCAGUCGUGGAGCGUUGCCGGUGUCAAAUUGCUGUUUUGCAUGGUGAACACACCGGCUCGACACUGGUUAGGGAGGAAGUGCAGCAGAGCAUUUGACUACCUGUUUGAAAUCAGGGCCAAAUUCCCUCCACCAGAAGCUUGUUAGCUUGCAUCGCUCACAGUCCCACGCAGCAGACCAGCGGCUUACAAAUCCUCAGCAUAAUUUAUACCUCUUAAUUCGGUUCAUUUUGCACAAUCGGACUUUCUUUCCAAUCUUUUUAAACUGCUGCGUGUUUUUCCAUUCAUCAGUUGUCAGGUCCUCAGGCUGGAUUUACAAACACACCCUUAUGAACACACCCUUGACUGGAAAUGCAGCAUGACACACAUUGCACUAGGAUGAGUGAAUAAUAUCACCUGAGGGGCUCGGAGUCUAAAGUAACAUGGUCUAUAUAACGUGUUUACCACAUGCACGACAGGAGUUUUCAAGCCCUUUAUAAUAAUGCUUCUAAUAGAGAGUCCCACAGUAAUAAGGCAAUUCAGGAAAUGUCAUAGGAACUGUAGAUGAUAUGCAGUCAAAUAUGUUAUCUGUCUGUUGGAUAGGGGGAAAUCAUCUUUAUGUGCAUUAUUUUUUUAAAUUAUAGAUAUAUAUAUAUAUAGAAAUACAUGUAUCAAUCAUGAAGCUCUGUCUGUUCCUAUUAAGGUUAUAAAUAAUAUAUAUACGGUCCUUUUCUAAACAGCUGAUUUUCAUGCACCAACAUUGUUUGUGCAUUAAAAUCCUUGUCAUUCUUGAACAGGUCUUCCAGGUUGUUCAUUGUGAAUUAUUUGGAAUGAAGUCCCUUCGGUCCUUGUUGGUCUACCUCUGAACUCUCGCAUAUGUAAAAUUUUUAACAUGUUUAAGAUGCUUGCAGAGAUUAAGUGUGUCCCUCGGUAAAUGGUAAGGCUUCAGAAUUGCGUCAUUUCCUUGUUUGCUGGUGGGGAUGUGCUGAAUAUGGUAGUUAAUAUACGCUUCGAUACUGAAUCGUUUUCACCAGUUUUACAGAUUCCAAGAGUCUUAAAUUGUUCUGUAAAAAUGAAUAUUACUUGCUGUAUUAAAUCACAUUGAUGCCUAUUAGAAUGCAAUAAAUCCCUCAGAAUGAGGACAACUUUA
Molecule: messenger RNA, 2930 nt
Organism: Chelmon rostratus (copperband butterflyfish)
Lineage: Eukaryota; Metazoa; Chordata; Actinopteri; Chaetodontiformes; Chaetodontidae
Gene: rnf128a
Product: ring finger protein 128a
Exons: 1
Coding region: 392-1474 (360 amino acids)
Cellular component (GO): cytoplasm; nucleoplasm
Source: RefSeq, a predicted model, not a curated record